AUGACAAACUCGCCGUUUGCCCUCGGCAAUGAGAAGAGCGCGGCCUGGCUGUAUGCGGGCCUGGCGUUCUGCAUGCUCAUCGAUCUUGGUCACCACGUCGACCUCACCGAGCUCGAGCACUGGCAGCCCUUUGGCUACUCAUCGUCCACGACGCACUACCCUGGGUCGCCGGCCUACAGCAACUCGACGUUUGCCGGUCUGUGUAGGAUCUCCUUGAUCAUGAGCGAGAUCCUCAACAGCAUCUACAUGGAGCGGAGCUCGGAUCAGACGCCCAGGGAACUUUCGACCAUGCUCGAGGUACUACAGCUCCGACUCGACAACUGGCGGCGAGAGUUACCAUCGCAUCUGCAGCUCGACCCGGGACGACAGUCGCAAGGAUGGAGUAUCCCCCGCCCCACUGCCAUGUUUGACGUGCUCAUCAUCCUGCUGCAUCGACCCUUUGUAGCCGACGGCCACCUGUACAGCACGUCCCGCUCCAUCUCCGUCGACUCCUUCAUGAAGUGCGCGUCCGCCGCCUCGACCAUUUGCAGCCUCGUCCGGGCCUACCACCAGGCCUUCUCGACACGGAGGGCGCCCUACCUCAUCUCCUACGCUACCUACGUCGCCGCGACAAUCCACUCACGCAUUUCCGCCCGCCGAGGGAACAACUCGUCCGCGCACGCGAACCUGGCGACGUGCCUCGACGUCUUUGAGCAGAACUAA
Emericellopsis cladophorae is the source of this 702-nucleotide messenger RNA. RefSeq lists its product as uncharacterized. The transcript has 3 exons. Bases 1 to 702 code for a protein of 233 amino acids. Lineage: Eukaryota; Fungi; Ascomycota; Sordariomycetes; Hypocreales; Bionectriaceae. The record is from RefSeq and is a predicted model, not a curated record.